Molecule: messenger RNA, 273 nt
Organism: Funneliformis caledonium
Lineage: Eukaryota; Fungi; Glomeromycota; Glomeromycetes; Glomerales; Glomeraceae
Source: the annotation of a GenBank genome assembly
AUGAACCUUUCAGAGGAAAAGUGGUCUAUACAACAACAAUCUUCAGUUCCACCUUCUCCACACCAUCCACAUCCCGCAAUGUCCCCACAAAUGAACGGUAUGCCAACGGAAAACUUUAUGCAGCCCUUCCAGUACGACGGUCAAACGGCACAAGGUCAAAUGCACCCUCAACAAAUGCCGGUUUAUGAUGGUAUAAAUCAACAAAAUAUGUUUAUACCUCUAAAACAAGAAAUUAAUGAGGCACAGAACCGAUACACUCAGUUCCAAAGGUAG